Musca vetustissima is the source of this 1542-nucleotide messenger RNA. RefSeq lists its product as uncharacterized. NCBI's taxonomy places the organism in Eukaryota, Metazoa, Arthropoda, Insecta, Diptera, Muscidae. The record is from RefSeq and is a predicted model, not a curated record. The transcript has a single exon. The annotation marks the transcript as partial.
AUGAAUUCAUCGAAGGAAACGAAGUCCUCAGCCAAGGCACAAAAGAAACAACAAAAGACAAUUCGGAAACAACAACAACAGCAGCAACAACAAAACAAAACCAAAGAACACGACGAACAAACAACGCUGACCAAAAAUCAGAAAAAUUCCCUACAAAAUAAAUCCCAGAAAAACGGUGGCAACCCUCCGGUAGUGGUAGUGGUCAAUCACAAUAACAAUAAUAUCGUACAUGAAAACAACAACAAUAGUACGAAUAACAACAACAAUGUUAGUCAAAAGUUACGGGAAUAUUAUGAACAACAACAAUUACAGAAGCAACAACUACUGGCAGCCAAUAAAUCGCUGAUACCAGGCUAUGAAAAUGGACCCCCGAAAUUUGAACGUUCCGGAAGUUUUUCCCUCAAGGGUAAGCUGUCGAAGCUCAUCAAUUCGAUAACCAGCAGCAAGGAAAAUCUGAGUAAAGCCGAAGAGGAUGCGGGAGGAGAAUUGCCAUUCAAAUUUACCCGUAGCCGAUCGAUGAUUUUACCACGUCGAACCAAUCGAAGGAGUUUAAUUGAACCCCAGUUGGAACAGCUGUCGGAAGAGGUUGAUGCCUCUUCGCCAGCCUCACCGCGAAAAAAUUCCAUUGAAAAUGUGGAGAUAACACCGCAAAGACCCAUAUCCUCACCGGAGGGAACCUCAGCGGCCUCGGCAACUUCCACUCCCCUCGAUUCGGCAACAAAUUCAGCGAGUAAACUGAGAAAAACCUCCACUCCUGUCCUACUGGCCGAUCCCAAUUUCGAUCCCAUAGCCAACUUUAAAAAACGCCGCUCCAACACCUUCAUGUCCUCCUUCAAAAGCACCCUGGCCGGUCUGACGGGUAGCGAAAAGAAAAAGGAAAAACUCAACGACAAAUGGCGUGCCUCCCUACAAUCGCUGCAGGCCAUCGAUAACAUGGUCAGCUACGAGAACAUGUCCUUCAUCGACUAUGACAAGUUCAACGGCUACGAGAAACAGUUGGAACGCAAACUCUCCCAAAUCAGUAUCAUGGAUCCAUCGCUGAACGCAUCGAUGAUCACGCCGGACACUUCGCACAUUUCGGACACCAGCUCGUACAUACUGCCAUCGCCCGUUGGUACCCCUUCGAACGUUUCGGCUCCCUCACCAUUUGUUACGCCGCAAACGGUAGUGCGACGUCGUAAAACGUCAUCAACGUCGUUGCACGGUUCCGCUCGUAAGCUGGCCGAUCGUCGUAGUGCGUCGCGCAAUAGCUUUACGCUAGAUUCAGAUUACGAGCACAAUCUGGACAAACCGCGUAACGUAUAUCGGGAAAGUUUGGAUUCGCGUAAACUCGAACUGUUGAAUGAGAUGUCGCGGAAUUCGUAUAUUUUGGAUAGUGAUCUGAUCGAUAUAUUGGAUUUGGCAGCGGUAACGCAUGGGAAACGUGGUACCAGUGGCGGUAGCGGCAGUGGCCAGCAUAGGCCGAAUUAUCGUCGCGGAUGCAGUCAUACCAGUGGCAGAGAUGUCGUCGACGGAGUGUGUGCCGGUGGAGUUAAUGUACAG